AUGGCCACGUAUGUGGACAUCCAUACCAAGUUCUUCCUCGCUUUGGUAGACGACUUCUGCGUGGCUUCAGGCAUGAGCUUGAACAAGGAUAAAACUGUGGUCCUUCCCUUUCAACCGUGGACAGCUGAAACUGAGCCAUUGCGCCAAGCCUUAGUCGAUCUUGGGAUGAUUGUAGUCGGGAACACAGGACGCACCAAGCUACUUGGAAGCUUCUACGGCCCAAACCUCAGCGACGCCGACCGACUACAACACUUGCUCUUCGAGAUGAAGACCAGGUGUUCACUCUGGCUGCACCGAGCCCGAACUUUGAGAGGGCAAGUGGUGAUACUGCAGCAGGUCAUUCUGCCUGUUCUGUGGUACACAGCCAGUGUCUGCCAUAUCCCCCAGACCGGAUUCCAAAACCAGCUUCUCCAGCUAAUAUCGCGCUUCAUCUGUCGUUUCAGGUCUUCCAACGCUCCGCCCAGAGCCUGGUGGUUCCUUCCUCCACACAACGGUGGAUUGAACAUUACGCCCAUUUGCGACAUGAUUAAGAGUCUGCAGCUGCACAUGCUCUGCAAGGUGAUUCUUGCUGAGAGAAUCCCUCCAGCAACGGCCAUUCCUUCUUGGGUGGAACCGGUUAUUCGUCUCUUUGACCUAGCUGUAGCCCCCUGGGGACGGGACUUCGAUAUCCUGUACGCGCCUGUGUCUACCAGUCCGGACUACGUGAUCUCCCGUCGAUCUCCCCGCUGGACUGCUCUCGGGGCCUACUGGCACUUCGUGCUCUUCACUUGGAAUACCCACUUUCGCGGGAAAGCCGCUCGACUCCAAGUCAAGUUUGACAAGAUGACGACACCUCUGCUGGAUAACGCGGAUAUCGCCUACAGCUACCGAGGUAGUACCCUGGCUGGAACGUCUCGUCCACUGGGGUUAAUCGCCAUCCUGGCAGAACAAGGUAUCCUUCGACCCCUGGAGCUUUUCCGCGCCUGUGAAACCCCUGUGACGGCUGAGACGCUAUCGUUAUAUCUUAGCCAAUUCGUCACGGGGAGGAUCUCCAGUGUGCGAUCCUGCGCCAGCUUUCCGGAUAAGGCAGGUGGUCUAUUGGGUUUGCUUACGAUACCCCCAAUUGGCCCUAGCCAGACGGUGCGAUACUACGCUGCGUCUCAUACGUGGGUGUUUGACACCUACGAAGUGGCGGAACUUAGCGUUGCUCGUAUCCGGAACACCCUAGUCACCGCUCCAACCCCCGAUCUCCCCCUUUUCCGCCUAGGUGUCGAAAGAGGGCCUCCGCAAUCGAUGUGGAUACGUGACAUCAAGAUGGGGAAGCACGUCCUGCCCGUCUAUUCGGAUCUUCUGUAUCGGCUUCAACACAACGCUCUCUUCUUCGGCUACCGGCUUCAGCAUAUUCAAGAAGCACAGCGCUUGUGCCAUCAUGACUGUGGAGUGCUGGAGACCGCGCCCCAUCUCUUUUGGUACUGCGACUUCGCCGCGCGAGUGUGGAACGACUGGAUUCCCACGUUCCAACGCCUCUUCACGUCUUCACUAGAGUGGGAAUCACUCCUCUGGUUCAAGAUCACGCCUACGCCCUCUGCCAAGACCAGUAUGGCUACAGCCUCUUUGUGA
Phytophthora infestans T30-4 is the source of this 1599-nucleotide messenger RNA. RefSeq lists its product as uncharacterized. The record is from RefSeq and is a predicted model, not a curated record. The transcript has 2 exons. Bases 1 to 1599 code for a protein of 532 amino acids. Lineage: Eukaryota; Oomycota; Peronosporomycetes; Peronosporales; Peronosporaceae.